Messenger RNA from Leptopilina heterotoma, 2138 nucleotides. RefSeq lists its product as uncharacterized. The record is from RefSeq and is a predicted model, not a curated record. Bases 531 to 1874 code for a protein of 447 amino acids. NCBI's taxonomy places the organism in Eukaryota, Metazoa, Arthropoda, Insecta, Hymenoptera, Figitidae. The transcript is spliced from 9 exons.
UCUCUUCAACAACGCAAUCGACGGGCGGUGGUUGGUCGUUUUCGGUCCCAACCAGUCGUCAUCGUGCCAGCACGACAUUCGUUAACUGUAUAUCUUUUAUUUAUCUUCAUAAUACACUCGUGUUUUAUUCUCUUUAACCUCACAACGCUCUUUCAAGGAAACUUUAUAGUGAAAAAAAUAGAAGUUACUCAUAGACCUGUAUUUUUAUCUAUAGAAAAAAAUGUGCAAAUGAGUGUAAAUUCCGUCUGGAAUUUACCGGAAAGAAAUUUUCGCUUGAAAAUUUAGAAGAAAAAAAACGUUGUUAUUAUUACUGAAACGAAAUGACGCAUCUUCAACAGAUAAUCGACGAAAAUAUAACAUGAUUACACUAAGGAUUGUCUUCUACAUUUAAGAAAUUAAAUGUCAAUUUUCAUGUGUGCUUCUACAGGUGUGAAAGAAAACCAGUUCUUUAUUUUUAGUGACAGACUCGUGUCUUCACGAGGUUCAGAUAUUAUUUUUAAUUGGUGUGAAAGUUUACGAUAAAAAUUAUCAUGAAAAAGACAAUUUUCCGAGGAACAUCGUUGGCGAUGUUAUCGAAAACGUGGUGGUUACUUGUUGUUCUCGGUGUAAGAGAGUUACAGGUCAGUGGACAAUUGCUGGACACAGAAUUCCAACCAACAGUGACGGCAACAUGUAAAGCUGGUCACAUGACCAUUCAUGUAAAUCUAAAUCAGAGUUUUGUGGGUGCUGUUCAUGCUCGAGAUUUUCGAACACCACAAUGUAUGGUUCCAGGAAAUGGUUCGAGUCACGCCACUCUUGGAAUAAAUCUUUUUGCCAGUAAAGGUUCGCCAGAUUAUUGUGGCGUACUUGUUAAUAAUCAUACUGAAGAACGAUCUGUACCAAUAGCAGUAAGAAUACAUGGGACAUUAGAAUUGGCAGAUGACAAAUUCUACGUGAUAACUUGCGGCAAGGCAGGAUUUAAAAAUGCCAAAAACGAGACUUCUUUGGUGUCUCUACGACUUCUGGAUGGAACUCGUCGGAUUCAGACUGCCUAUAUCGGUCAGAAUUACACUCUCCAAGCAGAAAUCUCACGACCCGAUGGAAUGCACGGUAUACGCGUCAAGAAUUGUUUUGCUUUCAACAAAAAGAACGAUUCCCAAGGUCUGCUAGACGAUAAAGGGUGUCCAAUAAUAGAGAAAAAGCAGGUGAUGACGAAAUUUAUAUAUGAUCGAAACACGGGUUUUGCCGAAGCAACCUUGUUCUCAAUGUUCAGAUUUCCAGACAGUAGUACCCAAGUUCAUUUUCAAUGCGACAUCGCAGUAUGCAAAGGAACUUGCUCAACACCCGUUUGCGAAGGAGAUGAUGACUUUUUAAUAAAAGGAUUCAGCAAAGGACAAACAACUGCAGACGAAGAAGCAGUCCUCGUCGCAAGUACGAGUGUCUUUGUCCUUGAACCUGGAGAACCACCUGUAUUGGCUGCGUCUUUCGAAGACGGCAGUGUUCAUCCAGCCUGGUUACUCUGGCUCGCUGUUGCACUUGGCAUUUUGUUCCUCAUUAUGCUUAUCAUUAAUAUCUGCCUUUGUUCGGCAAUGUCUUGCACUUGCACGCGAACAGAAGUCAUAGAAAAGGAGCCUUCGAUCAUCGAGGAUUACGAUCCUUACAGAAGUUGGCACGGAUCUCAAUAUGGAUCAAGGUAUUCUUUGAAUGGCAAACCCGGCUAUGCUUCCGGCGGAUCCACAAUGAAUUCUACGAGAUCCAUAUCAACAAAUAGUGAUCACUAUGCCAUUGUUCACUCGAGACCUGGAAGCAGAUAUUCUGGUCCGGGACACAAGCAUCACCACCAUCAUCACAGAGGACCACCUUCUAACAUUGGCUCUCAUUAUUCCGGAAAAUAGUGCAUCUGAAUAAAGCAAUUGGACAUCCGUAUAUAAUAAAUUAAUGGCUAUCCACUAAAGCCCCAGAGAGGAUUUUAAACAAUAAGUGCAAUUCUUUAUUUUAAAUAAUGCGCAUGUGUUAUCUUAUCGUAACGUAAUUACUCUUUUUUUGAAAAAAAAAACCGUUCUAAUUUUCUUUUCUAUCCAUUCAAAAUACGUAUAGAAAAAAAAUUCAUUUUUGUAUAUAUUUUUAAAGAAAAUACACACAAAUUAUCAUUAAUUAAU